Molecule: messenger RNA, 1844 nt
Organism: Nylanderia fulva
Lineage: Eukaryota; Metazoa; Arthropoda; Insecta; Hymenoptera; Formicidae
Source: RefSeq, a predicted model, not a curated record
AUGAGAGCAUUGACGAAGUAUGCUCCCAGACACGCUUCGUCAUUACGUGACUGGAAACACAUCUCCAACUUGACCUUAGCGGAUGACGAUCCGACUGGAUCAACUCCUAUUGACCUCAUUAUUGGAGCUGAUUUGUAUAGCAAGGUUCUUGUCAAUAUACGCAAUGGACCCAUAGGUCAACCAGACGCUAUACAAUCGCAUUUCGGGUGGAUUCUAUCUGGACCUACGUCAAUCCCUAAUGUCAUACAAAACACCCAUGUAGUCGGCUCUACUUUGGUUUCAUCGCAUGUCGGAGCCCAACCUCAAGGCUCACCAUUACCCAGUUCACAACAAAGGUAUCAUGCAGUUGCUCACUGCUGCUCCUUGGAACGGCAAUUAUCUCAUAGAGUAGCCGAAAUUCAGACACGAUUACCAACCGGUAGUUGGCAUCACGUAAACACCAGUGAAAACCCCGCAGACUGUGCUUCGCGCGGAUUACUCGGCCGAGAUUUGAUAUCCAUCAACCUAUGGUGGCAUGGGCCGUCAUGGUUGCAUCUUCAUUCUGAUGAGUGGCCUCAUCAAAUUCUAUCAGAGCACCACGAAACUCAGUUGGAACUGAAGGCAUGUGAAGCUCAUCAAAACAGUACUCGUGAAGACUGGAGUCUUGCUGCACGGUAUUCAUGGUGGCCAAAAUUGAUACGCGUCACUGCAUAUAUAUACCGAUUCAUAAACAAAUGUCAACGGAAGCACGCGGCAGAUCACAAAGAUCACGUCCGGUCCCACGCCAUUACAGCAUUUGAGUACAUGCAGUCUCGUAACUUUUGGUUGCAUAUGAUUCAAGCAGAGGUGUUCAAGCAAGAACUUUACUUACUCAAGUCAAACAAGAGGUUAUCAAGAAACAGCGCUCUGAUAUCAUUAAAUCCAUUCCUAGACGCAAAUGGUCUACUCCGCGUUGGCGGAAGAUUGGAGCAUUCUCAUCUACCAUUUCAAUCCAAACAUCCAGUUCUACUAGCUGAUCAUCCAAUUACUACAAUGCUCAUUCGCUACACGCACAUAGCCUCGCUGCACGCCGGUCUUCAGUCUACCCUGUCUAAAAUUCGCCAAGAAUUUUGGAUUAUAAAAUCUAGGCCUUUAGUUAAAUCAGUUAUCUACAGGUGCGUUCGAUGCACGCGAGAAAGAGCUCAGGUAGCCAAUCAGUUAAUGGGUCAACUCCCAUCAACUCGAGUCUCAACGCCAACGAGGGCGUUUUUGCACAGCGGCAUCGAUUAUGCCGGUCCAGUGCUCAUUCGAGCCUCUGCUGGUCGAGGAAUCACCUCACGAAAGGCUUACAUAGCCGUUUUCAUAUGUUUGGCAACUCGAGCCAUUCAUCUCGAGUUGGUCAGCGAUUAUUCAACGCCAGCAUUUUUGAACGCAUUUCAACGAUUUUGCGCCAGACGAGGCUUGCCAGCAGUUAUGUAUUCGGAUAACGGUACAACAUUCACAGGAGCCGAUAAAGAGCUAUCCCGCGCGUAUCGGGAUGCUCAACGCAAUACGGAUUUUCUCAAUUUAAUCGCAACAGAUAGGAUCACUUGGAGUUUCAUCCCGCCUCAUGCUCCUCAUUUUGGAGGACUAUGGGAGGCAGGAGUGAAGAGUGUCAAACACCACCUUCGUCGAAUUGUAAGCUCACACGCAUUGACAUUUGAGGAGUUCACGACAGUGUUGUGCAAAAUUGAGGCUAUCCUCAACUCAAGGCCGCUUUCUCCACUCAAUGAUACUCCAGAUGACUACGAGUUCCUGACCCCAGGUCACCUUUUGAUUGGGACUGCCAUUACUACGAAUCCGGAACCUUCCGUUCUACAAUUGAACGAAAACAGAUUGUCGCGAUG